Penaeus chinensis is the source of this 957-nucleotide messenger RNA. RefSeq names its product probable small nuclear ribonucleoprotein E (gene SmE). The transcript is spliced from 3 exons. Bases 108 to 398 code for a protein of 96 amino acids. NCBI's taxonomy places the organism in Eukaryota, Metazoa, Arthropoda, Malacostraca, Decapoda, Penaeidae. Gene Ontology annotation, biological process: spliceosomal snRNP assembly; mRNA splicing, via spliceosome. The record is from RefSeq and is a predicted model, not a curated record. Gene Ontology annotation, cellular component: U2 snRNP; precatalytic spliceosome; U4/U6 x U5 tri-snRNP complex. Gene Ontology annotation, molecular function: RNA binding.
GGUCGCCUCGAGUUUACAACGUUUCCCUCCGCCCGAGAAGCAUCGCUCUGCCUCUCUCGUCAUUUUUUUUAAAGAGGGAAAAUAGCCCCGUCAAAGCCUCCGCCAGAAUGUCUUACGCCCCGAAGUCCAAGGUGCAGAAGGUGAUGGUCCUGCCCAUCAACCUUAUCUUCAGAUUCCUCCAGUCACGUGCCAGAGUGCAGGUCUGGCUCUACGAGAACCAGAACCUCCGCAUUGAAGGCCACAUCAUUGGCUUCGACGAGUACAUGAACGUGAUGCUGGACCAGUCCGAGGAAGUGCACAUGAAGAAGGGCACCAGGAAAACCAUCGGUCGCAUCUUGUUGAAAGGAGACAACAUAACCUUGAUUCAAAAUACGCAGCCAGAUGGAACGAGCAUGUAGGCGAGAAGAAACCGAUACAAGAAUUUUUAUUUUAUUAUAGAAAAACUAAGUUAUAUAUAAGUUUUUUUUUUUACAUCCAAGUUAUGUAUUGAUUCUUUUCUUAUGUUAUGAUAACUUGAAUGGAAGAUUUUCCCUCUUUUUUUUAUAUUAUUAUAUAUAGUUAGGACAGAAAUGGAAGACAGUUUUAAUUUAACCAUGAAUAAUUUUAAAAGGUUAUUCCCUUCUGUAUUGAAGCCCAGCAAGCCAGAUUCACACAGCAUAAAAUUUAGAUCCUUUUUUGUUUGUUUGUUUGACUUUUGAACAGUUGAUAAAAGAUUUCCAUGCAAUGCAAGUCCGAGUUUUAUUGAAGUAACUGGUUGAAUUAUAUUUUGCAUAUUCAGAUUAGAACAGUCAUUUUUGUAAUGUUUUUGCAUUUGUGUUGAUGAGAACCAAUUAUUUUUCUCACCAUUGAAUAAAAGAUGAAAAGGAAUAUUUAUGUUAAAUGUUUCUUGUAAUGCCAGUGAACAUUUUGUAAUUACCCACAUCAACCCUGUUUUGUAAUAAAAUGUUAAAAUCUAUA